Messenger RNA from Phacochoerus africanus (Common warthog), 2744 nucleotides. RefSeq names its product clavesin 1 (gene CLVS1). NCBI's taxonomy places the organism in Eukaryota, Metazoa, Chordata, Mammalia, Artiodactyla, Suidae. The transcript is spliced from 5 exons. The record is from RefSeq and is a predicted model, not a curated record. Gene Ontology annotation, cellular component: membrane. The coding region runs from base 1 to 645 and encodes 214 amino acids. Gene Ontology annotation, molecular function: phosphatidylinositol bisphosphate binding.
AUGAAAGCCCCAUCUCUGAAGAUCCUUGAAAAUCCUUUCCCAACUCCUUCCGAUGCACAGCUUGCUCACUCAGCUAUUGUCACGAUCACCGUGCAGAGAGGGCUGGAGGGCAAAAUUCAGAGUAAAGAGCCAUCUCACAGGGCUGGGCCGGGCGGGGACUGGAGCCUUGGUCCCCUGACAUUACAAAGAAUCCCACUUCUUCGCCGUCCAGACAGCUUUCCUGCCCGCUUCGGAGGCGUCCAUUUUGUCAACCAGCCCUGGUACAUUCACGCCCUGUACACGCUCAUCAAGCCAUUCCUCAAGGACAAGACCAGGAAACGGAUUUUCCUGCAUGGAAACAACUUAAACAGCCUCCACCAGCUAAUACACCCUGAAUUUUUGCCGUCUGAAUUUGGAGGAACCCUUCCUCCUUAUGACAUGGGAACUUGGGCCCGGACACUGCUUGGACCUGACUACAGUGAUGAAAAUGAUUAUACGCAUACUUCCUAUAACGCAAUGCAUGUGAAACACACAUCGUCCAAUCUGGAGAGAGAAUGCUCACCCAAGCCGAUGAAGAGAUCUCAGUCGGUGGUGGAAGCUGGGACCCUGAAACAUGAGGAGAAGGGAGAGAACGAGAACACCCAGCCUCUCCUAGCUCUGGACUGAACCCCGAGCCACCCUGUGCUCCUGCGCAUCGCCAGCCCUCAGUGGCAUGAGCCACCAGGAAGCUCAUGUGCAACUGACCCCACAACACAUGCGUUCGGCUCGACCCAAGGGCCUCCACUCCUGCCACCCAGUAAUGACUGUCACCAGCCAUUGGUCUGAGCAGCCAAAGUUGAACGAAGACUUGAGAGAUUUUUUUUUUUUUUUUCCAAUGAGGGAACUGGAGGAUGAAGUAAGGCCAUUAUGUGAACAAGAUUCGCACUCCGCCCCAUAUUUAUGGUGUUAAAUGGAUUGAAAAGAGACAAACUCAAUUUGAUGCACACACUUCAUUAGGACAAGGAUUUUUCUGAGGCAUUGCAGAGACCCUCUCUAGUUUUUGCAAUUUAAGACUGAGUACAUUUCCAAGUAGAUACGUAGGAAUUAAACUGUGCAGACACAAUUGUCAAGUUUAAUGUAGAGCAAAGCCCCAAGACAAUAGCGUCUCCAGUAAUUUCCAUUUCUAUAUUGAACUAUUUUCUUUGACCUCAUCACCAGCAUCAAAUUUCAAAUUAUUCAGCCUGAGAGUAUGUUCUUGUAGGUCUGGCUAUUUGCAGACUUGGUUUAUUUUGAUAUCCUGCAAAAAUGAUUUGAUGUGACAUCUUUGGUCAGGCCGCCAGAUGAUUAUCAUGAGCAGAUUUUAAACAAAGACGCACCAUUUGAAAUAUGACUAGUGCAUCUUAGCAAUGUGACUCCCCAGGGGAAAUACGUGUCCUGUGCUGGUGGGGGGGGGUGUCUCACUGAGAAAACAUGUCAGUGAUUAAUGAAUCCAUUCAAGUUGCCUCAUUUGGGUCACUACAGCAAAGAGAAGUGCUACAAAAGCAUUAAACAACCCCCACGCAUCCCCCACCCCACUCCUCCUGCAACCAGUUAAAGGUGUGGAGAAAGGGUCUGGCUGUUGCUGGGAGGGCGGGUGUUAACCAUGGAUGAAGACCCUUCAGGAUGGCUGUGUACACAAACACUGAAAAUAAGAGAAGACAAGGAAUGCAGGAUGAAAUGCCAAAGAUCAUUUUAUUUCUUUGUUUAUUAUCCUUAGAAAUGGAGUCCCCAACUGUCCAUUCAAAGGAAAUUAGAUAAAAAUAAACAGAUAUCACGGGGUAUGAUCCUGACUUGUGCCCUGUUUCCCAAAACCGGUUGUACGUUUUUAGCGCUCUCUUACUCUCCCAGCCAUCUGCAUGACAUGGGCCUUCAUGAGUAGGACCAGUGGGUGCUCAAUGUCAAAUAAAAAAUAUUUUAGUUGAUAAUGAGCAGUAAAAUAUGAUUUUAUACUUUUAAGUAUGGGGGAAGGUUAUCUGUUAGCUAAAAAUUUCAAGGGAAAGAGGUGAUUCGACUGGCCGUAACCAUGCUCAUUAGACGUUCUUAUCCAUCUUUAUCAUUUAUCACAUCUCCUCAACAGAUCUGGUGUUUUAAUUUUUUUUCUACUGACAGAAAAUAAUAACAGAAGAGAUUUUUGUAUUCUACCCUUGAAAUAAAAUUAAAACAAUUUAAAAUAUUUCUCAACCAACUGUAUCACAGUAUAAACAAAACCAAUCCAUUUUGUGUAGACAUGUCCAAUAACAAAAUAUUAACAUUGAGAUGAUUCUACCAAUGCAGUGACAGAAAUAACUUUUCUCAAAUACCACUGUAUAGGGAAGAAAAAUGAAGCAUUCAAGCAAAUUAGAAAACCCAUUUUAUGACUCGAGUUUAUAAAAUAGGUGUGGGAUCCAAGUAUUUAAAAUGCUAUUGGAGUCAAUUAUGGCCAACGUUUUGCAACAGUACUAAUAAUUCUGGCUUUUCAAUUGGCAAUAUUUAGAAUCCUACUGUAGUGACCUGAUUUCAAAUACCAUAUUAUAAUUAUUACUAAGUUAAGAGCUAGUUUUUACUCUAUUCCAUGAUUUCAUUAAACGAAUGUAAAAGGUGAUGGUUCAACAGUGACAACUUACACUUUGAAUUUCCUUAUGUGUAUGCAAUAUACAUACAAGAACCAAAUUCAGUAAGUGACAUGAAUGUUACCAUAUGAGCACUGGAUUGUAUUGUCCUUUGUCAGUCAUUUCUUCUGUUCAAUAAAUACUGAAGGACACACAUGA